AUGGCUCUGCUGGAAGCUGAAGAUUCAUUAGAGAAACAAGGUAUAAAGAAACUAGCCAAGAAAGGUAGUAUGACCCGUCGGGCCAGUAACUCACCUAAACUGCAUCGAAAUGAGAUAGAAAAAAACCGAAGAAUGAGUAUGAAAGAUCUGUAUGCUAGGCUUGCUUUUCAGAUUCCUACUGCACCAUCCAAGUCCUCUUUACAUCUGUUGUUGGAACAUGCCACCACUCAUGUAAAGAGAUUGCAGCAAAGGUUAAAGAUGCUGAAGCAAAAGAAGCAACUACUUGAGGGCAGAACUCAUCAUAUAACUGGCAGCUCAAGGUCACCAGUGAUAAUAGUAAGAGAAAUGGGUUCGACUUUAGAGGUAUUUUUGACGAGCGGAUUAAAUAAGAAUUUCUUCCUGUAUGAAGUUAUCAGCGUUCUGGAGGAAGAAGCAGCUCAAGUUGUAACUGCUAACCAAUCCACUGUGGGGGACAGGAUCAUCUAUAGCAUAUGUUCUCAGGCUGUUAGUUCUAGAAUUGGUAUAGAGACUUCGAGGGUGCGUGAACGAUUGCAGGAACUGAUAUCUUGA
Molecule: messenger RNA, 570 nt
Organism: Vitis vinifera (wine grape)
Lineage: Eukaryota; Viridiplantae; Streptophyta; Magnoliopsida; Vitales; Vitaceae
Product: transcription factor bHLH167-like
Exons: 3
Coding region: 1-570 (189 amino acids)
Biological process (GO): regulation of transcription by RNA polymerase II
Cellular component (GO): RNA polymerase II transcription regulator complex
Molecular function (GO): DNA-binding transcription factor activity, RNA polymerase II-specific; protein dimerization activity; RNA polymerase II transcription regulatory region sequence-specific DNA binding
Source: RefSeq, a predicted model, not a curated record